GACAGUAAGCCACAGCAAUGCUCUCCGUACAGUAUUUUACUGUUUUUCUAAUAACUGAAAUCAUAUUUGCAAUAGCCGCCAACUCAGUUGACUUUGACAAGAAAAGACCAUUUCUGAAAUAUUAUGAGACGAUUUCGUAUGACAACAAUGCCCUGCAUCAGCAUCACCAGCGAUUAAAGCGAGCCACAAAUGAAGAGGAAAGAUUAAUACCGCUGGAACUUUUUGCAUACCAAAGAAAAUUUGAACUGAUUUUAAGAAGGGAUGCUGGCAUUUUUGCUGAUGAUUUUGAGGUUGUCUCUGGUACUAGAUCAGUGCCCACUGACAUCUCAUUUAUAUAUAAUGGUGAACUGAGAAACGAAAAUGGGUCAUUUUGUCACGGGUCUAUCAUCAAUGGUCAUUUUGAAGGAUUUAUCAGAACACAAAAUGGCACUUUUUAUGUAGAAUAUGAGAAGACUCAUAGUAAUGGAACAGUAGAUACAUUCAUGUAUCAUGAAUCAGACAUUGAUUACUCUCUUAUGAAAGAUGCAGAGUCGUAUGAAUUAACUCUAAAGAAAUAUCAGCUGUUGGAGCAAAUGUCAUUGAAAGUCAAGGGAGAAUCUCCCACCAGAAAGAAAAGAAGUAUGGAGUUAUCACGUACAACGUGUCUGCUUUAUUUAAAGGCAGAUUACUUUUUCUUCUCAAGAUUUAAAAGUGUGGAGAAAGUGAUUUCACAGAUUUCUUCAUAUUUGGUAUCAGUAAAUUCAAUAUAUGAAUAUGUAAACUUUAAUGGCAUCAAACACAUCAACUUUAAAGUGAAACUGUUAAAUGUAAUACAAGAGAAAGAUCCAUCUAGUCCUAUGAAUUCAGCCUAUAUUGGACCAGAAAAACUUCUAAUGUUACAUUCACAAUCUAACUGGAACAGUUACUGCCUCUCAUAUAUGUUAACAAAUAGAGAUUACAAUGGGGUACUUGGACUUGCUUGGAAUGGAAACUCAGGUAACGAAUUUGGUAUAUGUUCCAAAUUUGCGAAGUAUGAUAAAGUCCCUGACACGGAUGUAACCUUGAAUACUGGGAUAGUAACAAUCCAAAAGUAUGGCCAGUAUUUACCUGCUAGACUUAUUCACAUUACACUGGCUCAUGAGUUUGGCCACAGCCUGGGAUCUCCGCAUGACGAAAGUCCAAAUUGUGCAAAUUUUAUCAGCAAUAAUAAUGAUAAUGGGAAUUUUUUGAUGUUCCCAUAUGCUAUGGAUGGAAAUCAGUACAAUAAUGAUAAAUUCUCCACAUGUUCAAUCCAUUACAUCUCAAAUAUUCUACAGGUCAAAAUGGACAUAUGUUUUGUUGAGAGUGGUCGUCCAACCUGUGGCAAUCAGAUAGUGGAAGAAGGAGAGCAAUGCGAUGUAGGAUCUAGGAGUAACGAUUCCUGUUGCUAUGGAGCCAAACUAGGUGAUCCAUUACAAUGCACUUUAAGACCUGGUAAACAAUGCAGUCCCAGUCAAGGACUGUGCUGCAAUCACGCAUGUACUCACAAAUCAUCAGAGGAGCGCUGCCAAGAAGAAGCAGAAUGCACAUAUGAGACAUAUUGCACUGGCAUGUCACCCAAAUGCCCCAAACCGCCUGCGAAGAACAACUACACAUUGUGCAACUUUGGAUCACGAAUAUGCUUGAAUGGGAUGUGCCGUCAAUCAAUUUGUGUGAAAUAUGGAUUAGAACAGUGUGAUUGUGAUGGUAAUGACCUGUACGAGAAAUGCCAGCUAUGCUGUCAGGUUCCAGGUAAUCCAUAUUCUUGUAGAAGUACAAAAUCUGCAGAACUGCACCCAAUAUUCAACAACACACCUAUCUAUCUUCCUCCUGGCUCACCGUGUGGGCACAGGCAAGGCUACUGUGACAAGUUAUUCAUCUGUCGAUAUGUUGAUGCUGAUGGGCCUAUUGCACGCCUGAAGAACUCCUUCUUGCAUUUAAUUGAAUCAGAAGACGUAGCAGCAUGGAUGAAGGCACGCUGGUGGGCCAUUCUAUUAAUUAUUUUAACCUUGGCUGCAUUGAUGGCUGGAACAGUAUUCCUUUUUGGUAGAACUGUGGACUCUGAAAAAGAUACAGGAGUGAACAAGUCAUCUUUGAAAAAACAGAGUCAGAGGAACCGCACAGUUUACUAUGAAGAAGACAUUACUACAUCUGCCUACCUUCAAUAUGAGACUAGAUUGUAGGAAACGUGACAUGCAUACACCUGCCAUUUCUUUUAGCAUUUCCGGU
This is a messenger RNA of Pelobates fuscus (common spadefoot toad), 2226 nucleotides long. RefSeq names its product disintegrin and metalloproteinase domain-containing protein 10-like. Lineage: Eukaryota; Metazoa; Chordata; Amphibia; Anura; Pelobatidae. Gene Ontology annotation, biological process: membrane protein ectodomain proteolysis; Notch signaling pathway. The record is from RefSeq and is a predicted model, not a curated record. The transcript has 16 exons. Gene Ontology annotation, molecular function: metalloendopeptidase activity. Gene Ontology annotation, cellular component: plasma membrane. The coding region runs from base 18 to 2180 and encodes 720 amino acids.